AUGAUCAAAUCCCCUACUCGAUCAUGGGGCCCAGAUGAUAGCUGGAUGGCGUUCGCGUUCCUUCCACUCAUGUGCCGGUGUGUUUCCAUGAUCAGGGUGUUUACUCUUAGGUUAUCUCCCUCCAUCGACGACCAGGUGCUGGCUCAAAAACUCAUAUUAUGCGGUCGCGUAUUCUAUGCUCUUUAUCUGUGGUGCAUGAAACUCUGCCUGUUGCGGUUUUAUAAACGCCUAGAGACCGGUUCCAACAAAGUUCAUUAUUCCCUUCAAGUCCUGCGAGUCUUCAUCGUGGUGACUUUCCUUGCCACCUUGGCAGCAACAGUUCUUGAAUGCAAACCACUAUACAUAUUUUGGGAUCAUGACUACCUGCGCCAUCCUUGUCGGAAAGGCAUGUCUAAUUUGCUCACAAUGGGCGCCUUGAACAUCGCAACCGAUCUUGCUUUGAUUCUCUUCCCCAUUCCAAUGCUCUGGAGAAUGACUUCGCUCGAUUUUCAGGCAAAGAUACAAUUGACUCUGCUGUUUUUGGUCGGCACUUUGGUUAUUGCAAUAACAAUUACGCGAUUGCCUCUUAUACUGAAUCAUUCUGUCGCUCAAUCUACACGUUCUCUGGGGUCAACUCGGUUGCACAAUCAACCGUCGGCCUAUGUUGACCCGUAUUCACUAUUCCAGCUUUCAUCUCGGCGCAGAGAUGAUAGAGAAGCCCUAAAAGCAAGAUUAGGGGCAUAUGGCAAAUUACCCGGGAGAUAUUCCACAUCGCUACACAACGUCGCAUUGCUGUCACAGCUUAAUGGCAUUCCUUUCACCUCCCCGAUUUUGACUCUUAUCCCCUGCCUAUACUCUUCGGGUCGCCAAAAUUUCCCCGGCUCUCAAAUUCGAGAAAAUAACAUUUUCUUUUGGGCCCGGAAGACUAUCCCUGCCUCUGCUACAAAGGAAUAUGAGUAUGGAGCUCCAAAUUCCUUUAGCUCAUACCGCCUCCCCCCCUCUUCCCCCAUCAACCAGCUUACUAAGAGAUCGUCUUGGUUGAUAGCGGAUGAUAACUAUCUAACGAUGACCGCAACUUUUGCUUUGGCCGUCAGCGAGUUGGACAUUACGUUGGUGCGCACCAGAGUGUCCUUUCGGAAUGGUUUGGCUUCAUUGGAAUUUCCAGAUGCAAUUCAGAAAUCAAAAGGAAUAAAUGCGAUUCCAUUGCUUGCAGUUAAGCUCCCUGGCUACCCUUAUCGGCUAGACAUAUUCCAGUAUUGA
This is a messenger RNA of Paracoccidioides brasiliensis Pb18, 1239 nucleotides long. RefSeq lists its product as uncharacterized. The transcript is spliced from 7 exons. Bases 1 to 1239 code for a protein of 412 amino acids. The record is from RefSeq and is a predicted model, not a curated record.